Cyphellophora attinorum is the source of this 717-nucleotide messenger RNA. RefSeq lists its product as uncharacterized. Lineage: Eukaryota; Fungi; Ascomycota; Eurotiomycetes; Chaetothyriales; Cyphellophoraceae. The transcript has a single exon. The record is from RefSeq and is a predicted model, not a curated record. Bases 1 to 717 code for a protein of 238 amino acids.
AUGCCUGCCACUACGCGUCACGCAAAGAUCGCAAAGAUCAAGGAAGAGCCAGACACUCACGAAGCCUCCAAGUUCCUGGAAACAAAGCCAUCAGCAACCCCUUCUCCCAGCUCACCACCAUCCAAAUCCACAGCAGAACCCACAACAACAAAACGCAAAUCCAGAGACACCCUCAUCCAACCUCCAUCAACGGCCCUCCCAACACCAUCCCUCACCUCACCCUCCAUAAACUACACCUACGCCAUCGCCCGCGGCGAACAGGGCGUCCUAACUUACGAGCCCUACAAAUCGCUCAUCCUCCCCUUCUGGGCCUUCCGCACCGUGCCUAUCGCCCAAGCAAGUGCCUCCGCUCUCAUGUCCAUCUUCCACUCCUACGUCGCUCGAGGCGACCUCGUCGGUGCAGACAUGACGCGCAAGUUCAUCCAGAUGGGCAUGACGCGGGCGCGGCGGUAUGCGAAUCACAAGGGAGGGCGGAAGUAUGAUGCUAAGACGGGCGAGGUGUUGGAGAAGUGGUCCGGGGAGGGCGUUGGAGGGGAGGAGGGGAGGAAGAGGAGGGAGAAGGAGGAGGCGAGUGAGUUGUUUAAGGGGUAUUGGCGGAGGUGUAUUGAGGAUGAGGGCUAUCUGGCGUUGAAAGCGAGGUGGCAGAGGGAGAAGCAGGAGUGGAGAAGCGAAGGAAAGUUGGCGGCGAAGGAAAUGAUAGCGAGGAGACGGUUGUGA